AAUACAAUCUCCAAAGCUCCCAUUUUCCUCCCCAUCCAUGCUCCAAAAUCACCAAUACUCUACCAUGUCCUAAACAACAUGAUGGACGGAGUAGAACCCAUAGACACAGGAAUCCUCUCCCACCACUCCAACCUCCCUCUCCAAUUCCUCCAAAAGAAGGAAUCAAAAGAACUCCCCAUCUCCUCCUCCUCCGCUAACCACCACCACUCCAUCUCCACCAACCCCAAACCCUCACCCAAACGCAGCUCCACAAAAGACCGCCACACCAAGGUCGACGGCCGUGGCCGCCGCAUCCGCAUGCCCGCCCUCUGCGCCGCCCGUGUCUUCCAACUCACCCAUGAACUCGGCCUUAAAUCCGACGGCGAAACCAUCAAAUGGCUCCUCCAACAAGCCGAACCCGCUAUCAUCGCUUCCACCGGCACCGGCACCAUCCCUGCCAACUUCAACUCCCUUAACAUCUCCCUUUGUAAUUCCGACUCAUCCAUCUCCGCCGGCCCAUCGCACCACUUCCACUCCUCCGUCGCUCCACCACCCGUUCGCCCCCAUCCCAAUUGGGAUGUCGAGCGGUGGGACAACGAGCUCAUUGCAACAACGGCUCAUUUGUUCGCCUCCGGCGAACCGGUGUGGACAUCAUCUUCGACGGCAACGAUGUUUCGAGAGUUCAUGAACAUUCCCAUGGCAACUCCCAUGACUUCGCCGCUAGGUGGCGGGGGUGGCGGUGGAGUAGGGCAUUCGGGUCUUAUGGCGGCACUUAACUCGUUUAGACCGGUGGAGGCCGGAAGUCAAGAUGAACGGGAGAGGAAUGAUCAUAGCAUGACUACAACUGAGUCUUAG
Molecule: messenger RNA, 834 nt
Organism: Phalaenopsis equestris
Lineage: Eukaryota; Viridiplantae; Streptophyta; Magnoliopsida; Asparagales; Orchidaceae
Product: transcription factor TCP15-like
Exons: 1
Coding region: 79-834 (251 amino acids)
Cellular component (GO): nucleus
Molecular function (GO): DNA-binding transcription factor activity; sequence-specific DNA binding
Source: RefSeq, a predicted model, not a curated record